AUGCCUAUUACCUACAUCACACGCACCGAAUCCUUUUCCGCAGCACAUCGUCUCCACUCUUGUCAUUUGACCGACGAAGAGAAUGCGCUCCUGUACGGCAAAUGCAACCAUGCCAACUUUCACGGACACAAUUACAAAGUUGAAAUAACACUGAGAGGAAAAGUCGAUCCUCGCACAGGCAUGGUGAUGAACUUGGUGGAUUUAAAACAAUGCAUCAAGUUGGCAGUGCUGGAUCCUCUGGAUCACCGAAAUCUGGACUUGGAUGUGGAAUAUUUUCAGAAACAACCAAGCACCACCGAAAACCUGGCCAUCUUUAUCUGGUCGAAUUUUCAACGCCAUUAUUCCCAAAAUCCAGCAUGGCGAUCAUCGUCAGCACGAUUAUACAAAGUGAAGAUACAUGAGACAGAUAAUAAUUCGGUGGAAUAUAUGGGAGAAGAGGAUGACGAAGCGAUCAUGGAGGGCAACAAAUUACCGCAACCGUAG
Molecule: messenger RNA, 483 nt
Organism: Radiomyces spectabilis
Lineage: Eukaryota; Fungi; Mucoromycota; Mucoromycetes; Mucorales; Radiomycetaceae
Exons: 4
Coding region: 1-483 (160 amino acids)
Cellular component (GO): mitochondrion
Source: RefSeq, a predicted model, not a curated record